AUGUCUCUGACCAACAGCGAGAAGAGCAUCAUCAUGUCCCUCUGGGACAAGGUCUCCUCCCAGGCUGAGGCCAUCGGCACCGAGGCUCUGGAGAGGUUCUUCCUCAGCUAUCCGCAGUCCAAGCCCAGUUUCCCGCAAUUCGACCAGCUGCCGGGCUCAGCGCAGCUGCGGGCCCGUGGAGCCGAAUUGGCAGCCGCGCUAAACGACGCAGUCAAGAACAUGGACGACAUGGAUGUCGCACUGUCCCCACUGAGCGACCUGCUCGCCUACAAGCUGCGCGUGGACCCGGUCAACUUCAGGCUCCUGUCCCAUGGCCUGCAGGUCACUCUGGCCAGGUACCUGCCCAGAGACUUCACCGCCGAGACCCAAGCUGCCUGGGACAAGUUCCUGGGCCGAGUGCCCGACCUCAUGACCGCUAAGAACCGCUGA
Molecule: messenger RNA, 429 nt
Organism: Lepus europaeus (European hare)
Lineage: Eukaryota; Metazoa; Chordata; Mammalia; Lagomorpha; Leporidae
Product: hemoglobin subunit zeta-like
Exons: 3
Coding region: 1-429 (142 amino acids)
Biological process (GO): oxygen transport; hydrogen peroxide catabolic process
Cellular component (GO): blood microparticle; hemoglobin complex; haptoglobin-hemoglobin complex
Molecular function (GO): oxygen binding; heme binding; iron ion binding
Source: RefSeq, a predicted model, not a curated record